AUGAUAAACCCUACGUUCUCAAACCCAACAAUCCCUCGGGGAUCCACCGUCCUCGUCACCGGCGCUAACGGCCUCAUCGCCUCGCACGCCGUCGACCGGCUCCUCGAAGCGGGCUACCACGUCCGGGGCACCGUGCGCAACCCGUCCAAGUGCGCGUGGAUGGCGCCCCUGUUCUCCCGGCGCCACCCCUCGGCCCGCUUCGAGCUCGUCCAGGUGUCCGACUUCGGCGCGCCGGGGGCCUGGGACGCGGCUGUCAAGGGCGUCUCGGCCGUCGUCGCCGUCGCGGGCGGCGUGGGCCUCGUCGUUCCGGACGUCGACAAGGCCCUCGAGGAGGAAGCCCCCUGGAACGAGGCGCUGCUGCGCGCCGCGAAGGACGAACCUUCCGUCAAGGCCUUCAUCUACACGAGCAGCGCGUGGGCGACCUGGACCCCGGACCAGACGAAGAAGGUCACGCUGACGGAGUGGACGUGGAACGACGAGGCGGUGCGGUUCAUCCGCAGCGGCGCCAGCGCCAGCGCUACGCCCGAGGAGAGAGGCGUCCGGCCGUACAUGGCGGUGAAGGCGCUGCUCGAGCAGCGCCUCUGGGACUGGGUGAAGCGGGAGAACCCGCCGUUCACGUUCAACACGGUUCUGCCCGCCGCCGUGAUCGGCGAGUGUCUGGACCCGGAGAACCAGGGGGUCCCGAGCACGUGCGGGAUGAUGAAAGACUUGUACGAGCGGAAACAGCUGGACUUCCUCGCCAAGUUGCCGCCGCAGUGGGCUUCCGACACGCGCGACACGGGGCUGCUGUACGUCGCGGCGCUGAUCACGCCGGGCGUCGACAGGGAGAGGCUGUACCCGUGGAGCGACCGGUACAGCUGGCCGCGGGUCGCGCAGAUAUUGAAGAAGCUGUAUCCGCACAAGGAUAUCCCGGUGCUGGAGGACAACGGCUGGGAUCAGACGGAGGUGCCGAAUAAGAGGGCGGAAGAACUGCUGCGCGGCUUGGGCCAGGAGAGGUGGACUACGCUCGAAGAGAGUGUGGAGGCUUGCGCCAAGGCUUUCGUGAAGGACUGA
Messenger RNA from Daldinia caldariorum, 1053 nucleotides. Its product is annotated as NAD(P)-binding protein. The record is from RefSeq and is a predicted model, not a curated record. Lineage: Eukaryota; Fungi; Ascomycota; Sordariomycetes; Xylariales; Hypoxylaceae. The transcript has a single exon. The coding region runs from base 1 to 1053 and encodes 350 amino acids. Gene Ontology annotation, molecular function: oxidoreductase activity, acting on the CH-OH group of donors, NAD or NADP as acceptor.